Molecule: messenger RNA, 787 nt
Organism: Hibiscus syriacus
Lineage: Eukaryota; Viridiplantae; Streptophyta; Magnoliopsida; Malvales; Malvaceae
Exons: 3
Coding region: 140-643 (167 amino acids)
Source: RefSeq, a predicted model, not a curated record
UCUAACCGACGCCGUUUUACUGCCGUAAGCGGUAAGCCUCCUCCCCUCUUGCGGAAAACCAUUUCUGUAAUUUCUAUUCCUUUCAAAACCCUAAACCAUCGAGUCCCAAUCAUAAAUUUUUAUUGUAAAAUUUGAUGUGAUGAAGAGGGCAGUGCCGUGGGAUGAUAAUGAGACAAACAAUUCAUCAUCUUCUGAUGAAUCUUCAUCUUCGAACUCUGAAGCGGAAGAUGGACCUCCCAACUCCAAGCUUAAGAAAUUAUCCCAAGCGAAGUCUGGGAAACAAAAAGGUAAUGCGUUGGAUUUUGAAGCAUUGAAGCGACAUGGUUACAAGGGAGGAUUAUCUGUUCUGAAUGUGCCUCCUCCAAAAGAGAAACCGGACUGGUCCUGGUCAACCGGCAGAGAAAACAGUGAAAUCAGGGAGGCUAAAGAAUCUUUCGAGGACAGACAGAAAACGAGAGCAGCAAUAUUGGAUGCAGAGGAGCUGGCUAACGUACAAUCUCGGAAAGAGAAGCAGAAUGUUUCUUUUUCACAGAAGGAGAAGCGGAAAAGAGAACUUGGCCAGGUUAGUAGGGGGAAGAAUUAUGUUGAAGAAGAGAAGAGGUUGCUCCGGGACAGUGGUAUCUAUUCUGGUUUUGAUACUUGAUUUAUGAGGAUAGGAAAAGCUAAAGAGUUUUAUCAUCGUGUAUGGAUUGCAGUUGGAAUCCUAGUGCUAGAUUCUUGGUUGUAAACAUUGUAUUUAUUUACUUAUCUUAUAUUCAUAGGCUUUAAUGUCAAAGAUAUUUUAUCA